Messenger RNA from Chelonus insularis, 2125 nucleotides. RefSeq names its product sarcoglycan delta (gene Scgdelta). NCBI's taxonomy places the organism in Eukaryota, Metazoa, Arthropoda, Insecta, Hymenoptera, Braconidae. The transcript is spliced from 8 exons. Bases 350 to 1714 code for a protein of 454 amino acids. Gene Ontology annotation, cellular component: sarcoglycan complex; membrane. The record is from RefSeq and is a predicted model, not a curated record. Gene Ontology annotation, biological process: heart contraction.
UGUUGUCAACUAACCUACAAAUAUGUAUGUUAAAAAAUGGCAAUAAAUAGAACCUUCGAGAAGUGACAAUUGGUGAUGAUUAAACAGAAUAAAGUGUGAUUAAGUGAAAAUAAAAAGUGUUAAAGACAUUUGAACAUCACAACCAAGCAAGUCUUAAUAAACUAGUGAUUUAAAAAUACUUCAAUCAUGUUGAAAGAGUUGUAAAAUUUUGAAACACCAAUAAAUCAUCAAAUAUCAACAAGGAAGAAACUAGAGGUAUCAUCAGUGUAACAAGCUGAGUUCGAUAACGAUGGAAAAGCAAACAAGUUUAAAGUGAAAAAUGUAGCUUCAAUUUUAUCGUAAAACCUUUAUGAUUAUGCAAUUUAUGUGUCACUACAGAUUAGGAAGCUUCAAAGUGUUGGUAAGCUUGAAAGGCCAUGAGCAGCUCCAGCAAAGUCUUGAAGAGGAGUCAGCACUAGUGAAUCUGUUCAGGUUGACAAUGGACUCGUCACCGACCUUGAGCAUUGGAGGAAGCUCGAAGGCGAGAGCAGCAUUGCUUGCGACUACUGGCACCGGAACCGGAAGUACUGACAGACGUGUUGUGUUUCUUGCUAGUUCCCCGGGUGCUAGUAGUCAUGACACCAAGACUUGGCCGCACAAUUGGUCACCAAACACGACUGGAAAUAACUACAGAUCAUCAGAAACAUCACCAUACAGUGAAUAUAAGUUGAGGAUGCCUCGAGGCCAAACGAAUUGGUCUGAAGAGCCUGAGGAUACCAACAGUAUAUCCAGACAAUCUAGACCAAGUAGACCAGUUCAAUCAAGUCCAUCAAGAACAUGUACACCUCAACAGGAUGAGCAAAAUCAACCCACCUGCAAUGGUUAUAAAUUUGGAGUUAAUGGAUGGCGAAAAAUAUGUCUCUGUAUGUUAAUCUUAGGCCUGACCAUCAUGGUUAGUCUCAACUUUGCCAUUACACUUUGGCUCCUCAAAGUCAUGGAAUUUAGCGCGGAAGGAAUGGGCUCGUUAAAAAUUGUACCAGGUGGUGUAGAACUCAAAGGUCAAGCAGCAAUCUUAGACGCACUUAUUGCCUCAAGUGUAAGAUCAAGAAAAGGAAGAAAUCUCGUACUCGAAUCAUGGAACAAUUUCACUGCCUCAGCUAGAGCUCGUGAUGGCCGACUUCUAGCCCGAUUUACUCUCAGUGAAGACAGCGUCAAUUGCAUGUCAAAAGCCUUCCAUAUAACAGACUCUCAAGGUGGCGUACUUUUUUCUGCAACCCGAGAACAAGUUGUUGUGGGUGCAACGAUGCUGAAGGUAACUGGUGCUGGAGGUGCAGUCUUUCGUGGAAGUGUCCAGACUCCAAUAGUACGAGCAGAAGCUGGGCAUAGUCUUGAGUUGGAGUCAGCAACACGAUCACUAGAAAUAAAAGCACCAGAGCGUGUUGUGAUAGAAUCGCGAGCAGGAGAAAUUUUUGCCUCCUGUUUAUCAGACCUCACUCUUCAAAGCAUCGAAGGAGUAAUACGACUCGAUGCAGAAUCAGUCUUCCUCAAGGAUCUAAAAAUAGGGGCAUUUGUUCAAAAGCAUCAAUCUAGAGAACAGCAACAGAUUCCAAGAAAUGACAGAUCAUCCACUGACCAGAGGGAAUCAAACAUUUACCAACUGUGUGUUUGUGCUAAUGGCAAGUUGUUUCUCGCGAGACCUGAUGGUAUCUGCCAAGCAGACAAGACCAUCUGCUAAUGUCGACUGAAGCGGUCCCUUAAGGGAUUUGCUAUUUGUUAUUUAUUUUUCUCAAGGGAGAGUAUCUCUUUCCCAGCAAAAACUUAUCAUUUUGUAGCGACAGUUCAAAAGCCAGUUCUUGAACAGUUCAAGUGUUAAAAUGACAUCUUUCUAACUCUAACGGCCAGUGAAUUUAAUUUUAAAGAAGCAGCUGACUGUUUUGAUACACAAAUGUACAUUUGAUAAAAAAUAGAAUGAAUGUUAGUAUAAAAAAAAAAAAGGAAAAAAAUAAAUAAAAAAUAUAUAUAAAUAUUUAAUAAAAAUAAAGACAUAUCUGAGCACUGCGUGCUUGUAAUCAAUGCCACAAUGGCGCCGAGCCUACCCCAUAAUGUAUAUCUUGUAUAUCAAUAAUAAAACAAAUGAUUAUCGUUA